UUGUUAGGGUUAGGGUUAGGGUUUGGUGGAAAGGGCGUGCAGAGGUGAGACGCCGAAACAGUUGAAAAUGAAGACGAUUCUGGCCUCGGAGAGCAUGGACAUCCCGGACGGCGUCACCAUCAAGGUGAAGGCCAAGGUCAUCGAGGUCGAAGGUCCCCGCGGGAAGCUCACCCGAAACUUCAAGCACCUCAACCUCGACUUCGAGCUCGUCACCGACGAGUCGACGGGGAAAAAGAAGCUCAAGAUCGAGGCCUGGUUCGGCACCCGCAAGACCAGCGCCGCCAUCCGCACUGCGCUCAGCCACGUCAGCAACCUCAUAAUCGGCGUCACCAAGGGCUACCGCUACAAGAUGAGGUUCGUCUACGCUCACUUUCCGAUCAACGCCUCCAUCCCCAGCUCCAGCAACGCCAUCGAGAUCCGCAACUUCCUGGGAGAGAAGAAAGUCAGGAAGGUCCAGAUGCUCGAAGGCGUGACGAUCUCGCGAUCGGAGAAGGUGAAGGACGAGCUGGUUUUGGACGGGAACGACAUCGAGUUGGUUUCGAGGUCGGCGGCGCUGAUCAACCAGAAGUGUCAUGUGAAGAACAAGGACAUCAGGAAGUUUCUGGAUGGGAUCUACGUCAGCGAGAGGAGCACCAUUACCACCGGAGACGAAUGAACAAGAAUCGAUCGAUUAGUCCAGUCAGUAGUACUAUUUUCUUUAAUUUUGGCAUGUUUCUAUAUUUAUAUGGGAGUAUGGAAAUUUUGAUCUCAAGCUUUGUUUAUGGAUUACUAUAAUAUAGUGUACCGAUAUGGGUCUGUGUUAGCAAAGAUAUCGUGAGAUUGUGGAGAUUUUGCUUUUGAUAUGGGUUUGUGUUAGCAAAGAUUUCGUCAGAUUUGUGGAACUGCAGCUUGGUUUUGUUAAAUUAGAGCUUUUCAGUUGGUAAUGGAAUUAUUAUUUCUCAA
This is a messenger RNA of Rosa chinensis, 942 nucleotides long. RefSeq names its product 60S ribosomal protein L9. Lineage: Eukaryota; Viridiplantae; Streptophyta; Magnoliopsida; Rosales; Rosaceae. The coding region runs from base 68 to 655 and encodes 195 amino acids. Gene Ontology annotation, cellular component: cytosolic large ribosomal subunit; ribosome. The record is from RefSeq and is a predicted model, not a curated record. The transcript has a single exon. Gene Ontology annotation, biological process: cytoplasmic translation. Gene Ontology annotation, molecular function: rRNA binding; structural constituent of ribosome.